GUAGGAAUAAACGGUAAACGGAAUCGCGUUCAAGCAAAGUCCCCGAGAUCGAUCCCAUUCGUUCUUCUCCGACUCGAAUAAUAAUAAAAUAAUCACAUGAAAAGAAAUCCUCAUUCGGUUAAAUCAUAUGAAUAACGUGUUAAAGAAAAUUAAUGAAAUUGUGCAAUAAGUAAAUGAAAUCAGAGAACAAUCAACGAAAUAAAAGAAUCUCUCAAGAGUAAACAGUUUUCAUUUCAAAAGAAUAAACAAAUCUACAGAGCAACAUUCUCUCACACGAUUGCUCUCUCUCUCUCACAUACACCCCCACAAACUCACACACACAUAUAACCAACAAACACAGCAACAUAAUGAGUGUUUGUGAGAGCAAAGCCGUUGUGCAACAGCAACUGCAACAGCAAUUGCAGCAACAAGCUGCCGCUGCUGCCGCCGUCGCAGCCGCUGCCGCCGUACAGCAGCAACAACAACAGCAACAACAGCAGCAGCAGCAACAACAGCCCCCGCAAGUGGUGGUGCCCCAGCCCCAUCUGACGCCCCAACAACAGCAACAGAGCACACAGAGCAUCGCCGACUAUCUGGCCCAAUUGCUGAAGGAUCGCAAGCAGUUGGCGGCAUUCCCGAAUGUCUUUACGCAUGUGGAGCGACUUUUGGAUGAAGAAAUUGCACGCGUGCGCGCCUCGCUCUUCCAGAUCAAUGGGGUCAAGAAGGAGCCGCUGACACUGCCCGAGCCCGAGGGCGCUGUCGUGACGAUGAACGAGAAGGUUUACGUGCCAGUUCGUGAACAUCCAGAUUUCAACUUUGUCGGUCGCAUUCUGGGACCACGCGGCAUGACAGCCAAACAAUUGGAGCAGGAGACCGGCUGCAAGAUCAUGGUCCGCGGCAAGGGCUCCAUGCGCGACAAGAAGAAGGAGGAUGCCAAUCGUGGCAAGCCCAAUUGGGAGCACUUGUCCGAUGACCUGCAUGUCCUGAUCACCGUCGAGGACACCGAGAACCGUGCCAAGGUCAAGCUGGCCCAGGCUGUGGGCGAGGUUCAAAAGCUGCUUGUGCCGCAAGCCGAAGGCGAAGACGAGCUCAAGAAACGCCAACUAAUGGAAUUGGCCAUAAUAAAUGGCACCUAUAGGGACACAACAGCGAAAUCUGUCGCAGUGUGCGAAGAGGACUGGCGUCGUCUGGUGGCUGCUUCCGACAAUCGCCUGCUGACGCCCGCCGGCCUGCCCGCCGGACUGGCCGCACAGAUACGUGCCCCCUCGUCGGCGCCGCUCGGCGCCCCAUUGAUACUGAAUCCCAGGAUGUCCGUGCCCACAACGGCGGCCAGCAUACUGUCGCAGGCACCGACUGGGGCCUUCGAUCAGAGCGGCCAUCAAAUGAUCUUUGCGCCGUAUGCGGAUUAUGCGAACUAUGCGGCACUCGCUGGCAAUCCUCUGCUCACGGAAUAUGCUGAUCAUAGCGUUGGUCGAUAUAUGCAUGCCGGCUCCGUCUUUUGAACUUCUAUCCCCACUCUCUAUUAUUUUUCCCCCUGAGUAAAAUAUACAGAAAAAUACAGAAACUCCAAACCAACUCCAAUCCACAAUCCAAUUCAAACCAGAAAAUUGUUAGCUUAAAGUUUUUUUUAGUUGCAGUCACAAAAACAUUGACAGACUGUAUGUUGUAUGCAAAUUAAUAUAUUUAGACACGAAAAGAGAGUAAACAAGCGGCACAACAAGAACAACAACCACAACAACCACAACAAAUACUCAAUGAAAAGAAAUAUGGAAGAAAGAGAGUGACAAAACAAUUGCUCGUCUAUGAAUUGGGUUUUUUUCUCUCCUAUUCUAUAGUUAGUCGAUAGGUCGCGAACUUGGCGAAAAUAAGUGAUUUUUAGGCCCUUUAAUCGUAGUCCUCCUUAAUCGAAAAGGACUCUUAGUUAUCCCCCGAUAUGUUUUUUGAUAUGAGUAUAUUCUAGUUGAGAACAGCAGCAGCAGCAGCAGCAGCAGCCACAGGCAGAGACAGUUGUUGAUUCUCAUUCAUUUUGGAGCCCUUGAGUAUUUUUUUUCCUCUUCAAAUUUUUGGUAGAGAGUGACCGACCGUUUGAGUGACAGGCAAAGAACUUUCAACCAAGUUGGCAGAGUUGCAAAAAUCUAUUAAAUAUUAUUAUAAGCAUUUUCUUUGUACGAUUUAAGUACGAUACACACUCGUAUGUGUGUAUAUCUUUUGUGGUUUAAGGGUCGUGUCGUAAGUGCAAUUUUUAGACUAGUAUUUUGUUUUAUUUUUGUAUUUAAUUGUUUGCAUAGUUAUUAGCGAUGAUUUAAUGAUGGGGCGGGACAGUAUUUAUGCACAAAUGUACCUUACGUUAGAAGAAGAACCGUUUCAAUUUUUCCAGCCAGUGCCAUUUGUCGGAACACGAAUACGAACACGAAAAUCAGAAUUGCAGCAGAGCCUCUAUGCAAAAUGCAUCUUAAUCUAUUUCGUAGUAAGAAAAGGAGCCUUGAAUCAAGUUGGUGCUUAAUUUAGAAUCUAAGUUUUAGUCGAGGCAGGCCGUCCAGGAUCACAGCAAACAGAAAUAGAGACAGGACAGAGACAGGAGCAGCACACAAAUCAAUCGCCAGGAAUUGAAUGCACAACUAGUCAGCAAAUCGAGCAGAAGAACAAUAUAUCAAAUCAAUAUACGACUACUACACAAACAAACAAAACCCAUAUAUAUAUUUCUAGAUUUAAUCAAAAGAAGGAGGGAAACCAUACACAGCAAAAACAUAUAUUAUUUCUAGAAUUAAACACACAUAGCCUUAGGCUAAAAGCGGCUUGAAAAUCACUUAUUUUGUGUCCAACAAUUAAAACAAAACAAAAAAAAAAACCAUUAUCAAAACUACACACAAACAUAUGAACGACUCAUUCCAAAGAAGCAGAGAAUUUAAAUGUUACAAAAAAGGAGAUGAUUUCCCCCCCAACCCAAAAAAAAAAAAUUGGCACAAAAAAGAGAAAGAGAAAGUGUGAAAUGAACUCGAAAAUGAGCAAGCAUAUGCAAUAUAUUUAUUAGUUGUAAGUUUUAUGCUACAUAUUUAGCGAAUAUGUUUACGUCUACAAUAUUUGAUGCCUAUAUAAUGCAUACAUACAUAU
This is a messenger RNA of Drosophila persimilis, 3090 nucleotides long. RefSeq names its product protein held out wings (gene how). NCBI's taxonomy places the organism in Eukaryota, Metazoa, Arthropoda, Insecta, Diptera, Drosophilidae. Bases 348 to 1481 code for a protein of 377 amino acids. Gene Ontology annotation, biological process: regulation of mRNA splicing, via spliceosome. Gene Ontology annotation, molecular function: mRNA binding. Gene Ontology annotation, cellular component: nucleus. The record is from RefSeq and is a predicted model, not a curated record. The transcript has 8 exons.